AUGGGUUCCGUAGCCGCCCUAAACAUCAAAGAGAAUCGAUCAACCCUGUCCUCAGAUUGGGCAGCUCUGGCAGCAGCUCACUCUCAGAAGCAGCUUGAAGCCAUUCCGAAGGCUUGGACUCUCAGUGAAGAUACGCUCAAAGAAAUCACCGGACACGGAACAGACCGCCAUGGACGCCUCGUCGAGCUCCAGACUGCGCAGAAGUCGGGCCUGCUGUCCGACCACGAGAUCGGAAUCUCACAAGCAACCGCAUCGGAGCUUGUUCAGAAGAUUCAUGCCGGCGAGCUCACUUCUGCGGAGGUCACUGUGACUUUCUGCAAGAUGGCCGCUGUUGCUCAACAGACCACUUCGUGCCUAACCGAGAUUUUUUUUGAUGAAGGAAUUGAACGAGCAAAGUGGCUGGAUCAACAGCUUCAAACGACCGGCAAGGUCGUAGGACCUUUACACGGUCUACCAGUCAGUCUCAAGGAUUCUCUCCAUGUCAAGGGAAGGCAUGCAACGGUCGGAUACACUGAAUAUCUGAGGCGGGAUCCUCCGAACAAGAACUCGGCUCUUGUGGAUUUGUUGCUGGAUGCAGGCGCUGUUCUGUACUGCAAGACAAAUGUGCCCCAGACAAUGAUGACGGCCGACUCGGAAAAUCAUAUCUUCGGAAGGACACUGUGUCCCCACAAGACAACACUGACGGCAGGCGGCUCAUCUGGAGGCGAGGGCGCGCUUGUAGGCUUCAGAGGAUCACCAUUGGGAGUCGGCACCGACAUUGCGGGUUCCAUCCGGAUCCCUUCCCUCUGCUGCGGCACGUACGGCUUUAAACCGAGCUCGAACCGUGUUCCUUUUGGGGGACAAUCGCACUAUCCAUUCCCCAUUCAUGGCCUGGACCUCAUAGAGCCUACAGCUGGGCCUCUCGCCAAUUCGGUUGCCGAUUUGUCCCUCUUCAUGCGGACUGUCACGAGGCGAUCGCCCUGGAAGUAUGAUCCCACAGCUCAUCAUCUUGGAUGGCGGGCUCUGCCGCACAACUACGCCAAGCGCCUCACAAUUGGUGUCCUUCCCGAGGAUCCCCUGUACAAACUUCAUCCCCCGGUCCGUCAUACCAUCGACAAGGCCGUGGCCGUCCUCAAGGCCAAGGGCCACAACAUUGUCCACCUGCCAUACGAAGCCGCUACAAGCGUGGAUCUGGGUGGGCGUAUUGGCUUCCAGCUCUUCACACUAGGAGGUCCUAGUCCCGACCAGGUACUCGAGGAAGCCGGCGAGCCGCUGGUGUACUCGGUCGAGAAACGCGUGCACCCUUUCGCCCAUGGCGGCCUGCCUGUGCCCCCGAGCGGAGACAAGUUUGCAGAAACGAUUCAGAUUACCAAGGUCAAAGCAGCGUAUGCAGAAGCGUGGCAGAAGACUUGGGGCAGCUUCGACCUCGACGUUGUACUUGCGCCUGGUGCGAUCAGCACGUCGGUCCCGCAUGACACGUAUGGUUGUCCGAUGUACACGCUCAUGUGGAACGUCCUUGACUAUCCGGCAGGCAUCAUCCCAUAUGGCACCUCCUCGAGUGCCGAGUUUCCUGAGCACCAGAAGGGCAAUGCCACCUUCGACUCUGAUUGUAUGAACCCAUUUACCCACUGGCGUGGUCCGAACAAUGCUGAACCAAGAUAG
This is a messenger RNA of Verticillium dahliae VdLs.17, 1641 nucleotides long. Its product is annotated as acetamidase. The record is from RefSeq and is a predicted model, not a curated record. NCBI's taxonomy places the organism in Eukaryota, Fungi, Ascomycota, Sordariomycetes, Glomerellales, Plectosphaerellaceae. The coding region runs from base 1 to 1641 and encodes 546 amino acids. The transcript has 5 exons.